Molecule: messenger RNA, 3376 nt
Organism: Esox lucius (northern pike)
Lineage: Eukaryota; Metazoa; Chordata; Actinopteri; Esociformes; Esocidae
Exons: 17
Coding region: 439-1995 (518 amino acids)
Biological process (GO): regulation of DNA-templated transcription elongation; mRNA export from nucleus
Cellular component (GO): THO complex part of transcription export complex
Source: RefSeq, a predicted model, not a curated record
UGUGCGAACUUGUAUUGUCCCAGGGCUGUGUGCUUGUGUGGAUUUGUAAAUCAUGGAAUGUAGAGAAGACUAUGAUAUGCAAUGUUAUAUGAUAUGCAUAAGUAAUAUCCGAUGUUAGCCGUUUUAUUUGGUAAUUUUGCGUUUGACACAACUAGGCCUGUGUUACCUUUUUUGUUGUUGUUGUUUUGGGGUGAAAGAAUGGGAUAACUUGGCGAAUAGACACAGAUGAUGAGUGAAAACAGAAAAUGAAGCACAAUGCCAGAGUGAACCACGAGGGAUGCACAGUCUUACAUUGUCGUAGUUGAUGAAUAGGGAAGCAGAUAAUAGUAAAACGGGGUUGCCCAUACUUUUUAAAGAGACAGUCAGGUGUAUCAAGCAAGGUCACGAUAGUGAAACAGAAACGUAAAAAACGUACAUUGAAAGGUUUUCCAACGGCACAUGAUGGUGGCCAGGAUGGCGAGUUUCGGAGACGCUUCUCAUCGGGAUGAGGGAGAUGGAGAUAUCCCUGUACCUGACCCAAAGGAUAAUCUGACAGGAAGUGAUAACGGUGGGUCAGACAACGCAGGUACGUCGGCUGAGGACAGCUCUAAUGAAGAGGAAGAUGAAGAGGAGGAAUCUGACAGCUCUGUUGGGAAAGAUGAUGAGGAGCCUGACGUAGAAGAUUUGAAUAAUGAAUCAGAGCCGGCUGCUAAUGCCGAGGUCUCCCUUGCAAAAGAUAUUCCCCUCAUAGUACGCUGUGAAAAAUGCAAGGGUGUCCAACAGAGUCAUGGAAAUGAAGUUGUUACUCCUAGGAAGAUCUCUCAAGGUCGACUACAGGUUCAGCUGGAGGGUGAGGGGACUUACGAGUGUUCUGUGACCGGCUUGGUGUUUGAGGUGUCUGAGAGGGUCCUAAUCCGCUACUCGGUCCUGUCCUGGUCCAAGUUUGGCACGUUCCUCAGGGACUCCUGGAGAUUUGCUGGACCCAUCUUCAAUGUGGAAUGUGUCAACAGCCCCUCGUCUCUCCUCACCUCCAUCCAGUUCCCUCACUCACUCUGCCUAGCUGACUCAGGUAGUGAAAUGACCUUCAGUGUCCUGCACAUGAAGGGUAGGCAUCCAGUGAUCGAGCCAUCGGUAGACCACUCAGGAAGUCACGUGAAGUGGCGAGUGUCCUCCUUGUCCCCAGUCGGGCCAAUUGUCCCGAGCAGCCAGCCAGUGGAACACCAUGGGGUGGUCCUAGUCUAUAAGGAACUGGCACGGAGCAAUUCCUACUCCUUCCGCAUCUACUUGGCCACCAACAACUCCUCAGACAUCAAGGAUAUUGGGAAGGAGGUUCGUUGUUCCAAAAAGCGUUACCUGAAGGUAGAGAAGCCGCCCACCUGUAAGCUGGAUGAGAGGAGGUACCGCCUCAUGAGUGAACCAGAGGGAGACAUCAGCCCUGCGGACUUGCCAUUCACGCUGGCUGUGACUAAAUUAAAGGGAUACUUUGAGGCAUUCUUUGAGCAACCCCCUCCCUUCAAGCUUUCCCUUGUGGAGACAGAGACUGACCAUACUGUGUGGUCAGCCACCAUCAGAGAGGGGGACUGUGUGGACAAUGCAGUUGAAAAGUCAAGGACACGGAUUGAUAGCAGGAAAAGAAGCACCAGCAGCACAUCAGAGGAAGAGAUUGCCAAAAAGAGACCUCGAUGGGUUGAUGAGUCAGAUGGCACACGGACAGGGCUGAUCCCAGACUUGUCAUCCAAGCAGCUAAUGCAGGUGGCUAAGAGGUUGGGGAGGGAGUGGAAACAGGUAGCGAUCUGCUGCCUUGACCUGACCCUUAAACAACUAGAGGAUAUACAGGCCAACGAGGAAGAUGUCACUAUGCAGAGAUUUAAGGCACUGGAGUGUUGGAAGGCUAAAAGGCUGAAGGGUCAAUCCACUGUUACUAACCUCUGGAAGUGUCUACAAGAACUGGAUGACCUGCCAAAUGAGGUCUCCCAGACACUGCAAGAUAUGAUGGACAAUAAAGAUGACAAAUGAGGUUCCUGCCUUUCCAGAGCUCAAUGUUCUCAAGGAGACGGAGCCCAUGGGACAGAAACAAUUGAACUCUAACCUUGAAGUAGAAAUCCUUCUACCUAUGCUGAAUGGAUUACGAUGAAAGUUUCCUCUUGACACUGAUCAAUGGUCAACUUUGUGUGUUUCCUUAUAGUUAUAAUGGACGUACACAGAUUCUAAAUCAGAAUAAUGAUAUUGCCUAGGUGGGGUUCUCACCCCAGCCCACAGUACUACUGUCACACAGUCCAUUGAUGGAAGUCUAGAUUAACUGGUAGUGGUGUUAGAGGGUGCCAUCUUUGGAAUGGAACUUUAAAAGUGUGCUGACCCUCUUGUCCCUAAAGAUCCAACAGCCCUUAACCACUCCAUCCUGGAAAGAUGCCCUCAUCCUCAUGGCAAUCAAAACUUCGGCAGCUUCCAAUUGUCUCAUUCAACCCCUCGCAUCCCCCUAAAGUUUAAAAAACAUUGUAAAGUACUAUAGGCAUUAAAUAUAUGCAAUGUACGUUUAUCACUCUGGAAGAGUGCGUCAGCAGAAUUACUGACAUGUGAAUCAUAGAUGAACUCUAGGGGAAAUACUGUGUACUUAACUCAUAUGUAGGCAGUAUCAGCCAUGGUGCUGCAGAUUGGGAUCUGCCACAAACAUAUAUGCCUUUGUCUCAAACUUUGCAAUUAGUUGUAUAUUUUGAUAUAUUCUGUACUUUUUAUACUGUGUAUAAUUUGUAUUGUUUUUUUAAUUAUGCGGUCAGUUUUUUUUUUUUACAGUCUAUGUUUGGUUUUAUGUUAUGCUAGACCAAAUGUUGCCUAUCACUUGAUUGUGGUAAUAGCUACUUUUGGAAAAUGUAAGUGUACACUCUUACAUAUGCAAUGUCAUGAAAAGACAUUGUCAUGGAAAAUCAUGGUCCAGGCUUCACCCUGAAUGGCAUCUGCUGUGUUAGCAGCAAACGUUUUGUUAUAUUUCUUUGUUUCAUCCCCUUGAUUAAUCAUGCCUUGGAAAAAUGCUAGCUUUCAGCAUGUGUGUUCAAGGGUUUUUUCUUCUCUUUCAAUUUAGUGGAGUAUUUGUUUGUUUACAAACAAGCUAAUAACUCAUUUGAAAAAACAUUCAAUUGGGAUAGCAUUGUUGCUGAUACUGGGACCCAAAAAUCCCAGUUACAACAAAUAACUUUUGAAAUCAUAAAUGUGAAGACCACAGGAUUACUGAUAUUUUGGCCAUUGGAUGUGCAUGUGUCUAAUGUACAGUACUGUAUGCUUAGAUAGUCUAUCAUAAACAUUCCAGUCCAUAUAUGCACUUCUGUAAUGUUACACCUCAGGUAUGGGCCUUAAGGCUCUGGGUAGAAUAUUACAAAUGUCUGACUGAAUAAAAGGUAUUUUU